Fimicolochytrium jonesii is the source of this 1316-nucleotide messenger RNA. RefSeq lists its product as uncharacterized. The transcript is spliced from 2 exons. Lineage: Eukaryota; Fungi; Chytridiomycota; Chytridiomycetes; Spizellomycetales; Powellomycetaceae. The record is from RefSeq and is a predicted model, not a curated record. Bases 339 to 1088 code for a protein of 249 amino acids.
CUUCAGCGUAAAAGCGAUCGAAGCUGUCGGGUGUCUGCAACCAUAAUAGGCAUUCGUGUCUGCCGGAAGUGGUCUCCAAAGCGCACCGCGUAAUGGCGAAUACGUCCUUUUUUUGUCACUAUUUUGGGCGACAUCCAAGACGAUGCCAACAAUACGACGAGGCGCACAAACCUUGGAUGCAAGGUGUCUUGUUAGUCGAGAUGCAGAUGGGUUCUUUGGAGGACUAUAUAAGACCGUCCAGCUUACGAUAACUUCCCUCGCCCCUCAUCACCUUCAUCUCUUCACAACCUUUCACCUUCCACAGCUUCAUCCUAUAACAACCUACCCAAACCUAAAAGAUGGCCAAAUUCAUCACUGCCUUUGCCGUAGCAUCCACCUGCAUCGCCGCAGUGCAAGGUCUAGCGUGCGACCCCACCGCCGUCAGCCCGUACGCCGGCCAGAAAGCCAACCUCGUCCCGGCCGCCUCUUUCACCCCCAGCAACGAGGCGCUGCAUGUCUCGGGAACGGUUGAGAUCCUCGACUCUUGCACGUUUGUUGUGAGGAACUUUGUCUUCACGCCUGGUCUUGCCGACACGCUUUGGUACGGUCGUGUCGGGACUAAUGUGACCUCUGGCCGACCAAUCUGGGGCGCCACGGGCAACGUCAACACAACCGUACAAUACAGCAACGGCGCCGACAGCCAAAACUACACCCUCAUCGGCGACGAAACUGGCUGGUGGAACGCCCAGUCCUGGAACGACUUUGACACCAUCGUCCUCUACGGUGCAAACAACUCCUACAACUACACCAUGGCUACCGUCCAGUUCCCCGCCCUCAUCAAGACCACCUCUACCUCCAUCGCCUCGUCUACUAGCUCUAGCACGACCACCAGCACCAAGGCUGCUGCUACCACUACUUCCACAUCCACCUCCAGCACCGCCGAGGCGACUACUACCACCGCGGAUGCUCUUCCGAAGGACACGGUGACUACCACUCCUAUCGCUCAACCUACUGAGGAUGUCAAGAGUGGCGCCCGUGGGAUCGUUGAGCUCGGAAGCUUGGCGGUUGCCGGGUUGGCGGCCGUAUGUGCUGCCGCUGUCGGCCUUUAGAGUUAGCUUAUAUCCAGGGAUAGUUUUUGGUAGCAUAUCAUUAGACGUAAAGAACGUUUUUGGCUGUUUUUGGGAUGUGUUGUAGUAGUACGGAAAUACCUUUGGAACACCUAUUGUCAGAGUCACUGUCAGACAUCUUGUUCGAGACUUUCUUGUGUGCACCCUAUCCUCUCGGUUCCAUCGAAUGCACAAUUCCAAGCAUCGUUUCUCGAGUGUUUGCCAGUGAAC